AUGCUAGACAGAGUACAACUACAACUCAAUCAAAAUGACAUCAUACUACGUCCCAGUCAACAUGGUUUUACUAGUGGCCGCUCUACUACAUCGGCUCUGAUAUCCAUCACACAGCCAUGGUUUAAUGCUACUGACAAUACCUGCCGUGACAAAGCAGGCAUCCAUGCCUUCUUUAUCGACUUUAAAAAAGCCUUUGAUCCAGUUGAUGAUGGGAUUCUGUUGAAUAAACUUGCAUUGUUGAAUGUUAAAGAGUUUCAUCGAUCGAGGGUUGCCCAGCUGGAGUACCGUAAGGAUCUGCUCUUUCGCCGACUUUAUUUAAUAUCCACAUUGACGACUUAGAUACGAAUGUUCCUGAAGAUCUUGAGGUGAGCACAUAUAAAUAUGCCGAUGCUGCACACAAAGUGAAUUCAUCAUGAAGGGAGAGUGUAGCAACAUGCAGAAAGUCUUAGACGCCGUUCAGAACUGGUCAAACGCUAAUAGAAUGAAGUUGAACGCAAAGAAAACGAAAGAUAUGUGGAUUUGCUUUGGGAAAUCUAUCCCACAGCCUCCAAAUCUUUAUAUCGGGGAUGUUAUGAUCGAAAGAGUUAGUUCAUUCAAGUUACUUGGUGUUAGCUGUCAAAGUAACAUGAAAUGGAAUUCUCACAUCAAAGAAAUUACUCGUAAGGGAAACAGGAGACUGUGUCAUCUAAGGCAGUGCAGGAAGGCUCACCUUCCUACUGAAGUAGGAUUGGCAAUUUACUGUACCAAAAUUCGUCCACUGGUGGAAUAUGCCGCACCAGUUUGGGGUGGCCUACCUCACUAUUUAGUGAACGUCCUUGAACGUAUUCAAAAGAGAAGCUUACGUAUUAUUGGUUUACCGGUCGAUACACUUCCCCCGCUUAGUGAGAGAAGAGAUAAGCUAACUCUUCGAGAAAUGGAGGCAAUUACUCAGGACGUAAACCAUCCCUGUCACCACCUUGUCCCUAUCGCACAGAAGCAUGACUAUUCCACUAGAACUAAAGAAAGAGGUUCUAAUGUAGGUCGCAUUAUUUCCAGAACCGAAAGACAUAAAUCAUCGUUUAUGCCUCGUGCAGUUACACUUUUUAAUAAUAAACUUUAAAUUACUACUGUAAUAAACGGUUCUGUAAUGUAGGUUGCAUUAUUCUCUGAACUGAAGGACAUAAUCGUC
This is a messenger RNA of Paramuricea clavata, 1168 nucleotides long. NCBI's taxonomy places the organism in Eukaryota, Metazoa, Cnidaria, Anthozoa, Malacalcyonacea, Plexauridae. The record is from the annotation of a GenBank genome assembly.